Messenger RNA from Blepharisma stoltei, 1432 nucleotides. The record is from the annotation of a GenBank genome assembly. Lineage: Eukaryota; Ciliophora; Heterotrichea; Heterotrichida; Blepharismidae.
AUGGCUUUUCCUAAAACAUCUGUAGUGACAUCACAUGAAGGCACGAUUUUCGAUACGCAAUUUGAUUAUUAUGGAAAACGCUUCGCUACGUGUGGCUCUGAUGGAAAAGUCAAAGUUUUUAUGCUCACAGAAGACCAGCCAGCUCAGAUUUCUGAAAUUAACUAUCAUCAAGCUGCCGUCAUUUCGCUUUCCUGGUCACAUCCCCAGUUUGGCUCUCUAUUAGCCACAGGAAGUGGGGAUAGAAAAGUGGCAAUAUGAAAAGAAACAGCACAAAAUAAAUGGACCCUUAUAUAUGAAUAUGAAGAACAUCUUGCUCCGAUUACUUCUUUAAGCUGGUCUCCUCACGAGUUUGGACUUAUUUUGCUAGCAGGAUCUGCAGAUGGGUGCAUUUCUCUCCUUACUCGGGUAUCUGACGACAGGUGGGAGGCAUCUAAAUUAAUGGCACAUGAAGGAGGGGUUUCUUCAGUAUUUUGGUCUCCUUCAUCCUCAAGAAGCAUUCUUGAUAUCACUGAAAUUCAUAAAAGCUUUGUGACUGGAGGUGCUGAUGGGCUUGUAAAAGUAUGAAGGUGGGAAGAAGAAGAUUUAGCAUUUGAUGUGCUUGAAAAACAUAAGGGAUGGGUAAGAGAUGUGGCCUGGCUUCCUUAUAAGCCGUUUUAUGGGGGUGCAGGUCCAAUUAUCGUGCACUUUUGAUAGUGUGCAUUCCACCGGAGUACAUUUGGUCGAAAAUUAGUUGAAGCUUUUUGAUAGAGACAUUUGACCGAAAAAAAAGUUAAAUUUCGACCAAAUGUGCUUUGAUGAAAUAUAAACUUUCAAAAAUACACUGUGAUUUGGCAUGAAGCCGUUUUAUGGUCAUAGGAUUGUAAGUGCUGGGGAUGAUGGAGAUGUAAUCCUAUGGACUACUGUAGAUGGAAGCUGGGUUUUUAAGGUAAUUUUAAGCUUGAAGGUUGCAGCUUUGAAAAUUUCAUUGAAUGAAGGAAAUCUCUUACUCCCCCCUCCGUGAGCGAACAAAAAAAUUUUGUUCACUCACUAGAAAAAAAUGUUUUCGGAAUUUUAAAAAAAUCCUAAUUUGCAAAAAUUGGAAGCAAAUAUUAAUUUAAUUUAUAAAAAUUUAUGUUUUAAAAACGCAAUUUGUUUAAAAUUAAACAGAAUUAGCUCGAGAUUUCAUUAUAAUAAUUAUCACUUAUAUAUCAAUUUUUUUUUUCAUAAAUUUUUUUUCUAUUAAAAAUAUUUUUCUUCACUCACGAAGGGAGGGCUUUUUAGGCAAAAAAUAGAGAUUUUUCCAAUGGUUUUGUUCACUCGCGGAGGGGGGGAGUUAGGGGUUUGCUCAACUGAUUUUAUUACAAGACUAAUUAGGGAAAAUGAAGAUGAAGAGUGGGAAGUUGUGGCAGAAGCUAACGAAGCAGGAGAGUUCCAAGAAGGACACAUAAAUUAA